Gigantopelta aegis is the source of this 603-nucleotide messenger RNA. RefSeq lists its product as uncharacterized. Lineage: Eukaryota; Metazoa; Mollusca; Gastropoda; Neomphalida; Peltospiridae. The coding region runs from base 1 to 603 and encodes 200 amino acids. The record is from RefSeq and is a predicted model, not a curated record. The transcript has a single exon.
AUGGUUCCUGUUGCAUUUGCCCUAAUGCCGAACAGAACAAGGGCAACAUAUGUGAGAUUGUUUAACCAGCUGAGCUCUGUGGUUGAGGAAAAGACCGGGUUUGACUUGUCACCUGAAGUUGUACAGACUGACUUUGAGAUUGCAGCAAUUCAAGCAAUCGAGGAGAUUUUCCCAGAUGCCGACACACGUGGUUGUUUGUUUCAUUUCAGUCAGUGCAUGCUGCGAAAAGUUCAGGGGCUUGGACUUAUGAGACUGUAUCGUGCUGAUCAAGGGGUACAAACUCUAGUUAGACGUGCCGCCAGUUUGCCUUUGCUGCCUAUCGAUCAUGUUCAAGAUGUGUGGAUAGACAUUAUGAAUGAGCGACCUGAUCACCUGCCCCAUGUAACUGAAUUUACAGACUAUGUGACAACAACGUGGGUUGAUGAUGACUCCUUGUUCGAGGUAGCUACGUGGAACCAGCAUGGCAACAUUGGCCCUAGAACCAAUAACCACCUUGAAGGGUGGCAUUCCAAGCUGAACCGUUCUCUUACAAAAGUUCACCCUAACAUUUAUGACUUCAUAAAUAAACUGAAGACGUUGAAGAGAAAACCAGAAGGACACUGA